AUGUUUAGAUUUACUGCUAGAUCCGCCGUGCGCUCAUUAAGAUUGCCUGUGCAAAGAGUACCAUUCGUUACUCCAUUGAGAUUCUACGUUGCUCCACCAAUCACCAGAGACGAAGUUAUCAACCGUGCGUUUGAAGCAUUGAAGACUGUUGCUACUUUGCAAGGAUCAAAUAUAUCUUUAGAUAGCUCUUUCCAAAAGGAUUUGGGACUAGAUUCGUUAGAUACUGUUGAAGCUUUGGUUGCUUUAGAAGAGGAGUUUGAUUUGGAAAUCCCAGAUAAGAUUGCUGAUGAUAUCAAGACCGUUGGAGAGGCUGUUGAUUACAUCUUGAAAGAGGAAGUUAAAGAAGAAGCUUAA
Molecule: messenger RNA, 354 nt
Organism: Lodderomyces margitis
Lineage: Eukaryota; Fungi; Ascomycota; Pichiomycetes; Serinales; Debaryomycetaceae
Gene: ACP12
Product: acyl carrier protein
Exons: 1
Coding region: 1-354 (117 amino acids)
Biological process (GO): fatty acid biosynthetic process
Cellular component (GO): mitochondrion
Molecular function (GO): acyl binding; acyl carrier activity
Source: RefSeq, a predicted model, not a curated record